Molecule: messenger RNA, 7386 nt
Organism: Fukomys damarensis (Damara mole-rat)
Lineage: Eukaryota; Metazoa; Chordata; Mammalia; Rodentia; Bathyergidae
Gene: Otud7b
Product: OTU deubiquitinase 7B
Exons: 12
Coding region: 676-3207 (843 amino acids)
Biological process (GO): protein K48-linked deubiquitination; protein K63-linked deubiquitination; protein deubiquitination involved in ubiquitin-dependent protein catabolic process
Cellular component (GO): nucleus; cytoplasm
Molecular function (GO): zinc ion binding; DNA binding; K63-linked polyubiquitin modification-dependent protein binding
Source: RefSeq, a predicted model, not a curated record
AGAUGACUGUGUCCGCGGGGCUCACACAGCGACAAGCCUGAACGGCCGCACAUCACUAGAGAAGACGUCCCUAGUUUCCAGGCAGAGAAAAUGACACACAGGAAUGGGAAGGGAGUCACUUAAUGGAUUAGAGGCUGGCCGAGCUGGGACCAGAACCCAGGUGGCCUGGCUUCCGGCCCAGCUGACCACACUGCUACCCACACAGCCUGGGCUGACCAAAGACAAGCAGCCCAUUGAGCGAUCACACAAACAACGAGUGACGGAUGGUCAGAGCGAGAAACAGGCACAGAGCAACUGCAAGCCGGUCACAUCCUGGUCCCUACAUUUCCAGGCAGGCCUAUAAUGUGCAGUCACUUAAAUGACUUUGAUCAGCAAGUUGGUCCAGCUUUUGGGUCUGGAAGCGUUUUGUGGUCACUACUAAAAGAAAAAAACUUGGCCUUGUACUGAGGGUGGAGAAUGCCUUCGGUAGUGGUGUUAAGACGAGAGAAAUUUACUCAAGGAAAGCCUUGGUGAAACAAGAUGGAAUUCAGCUUUCUUUAAAAAAAAAAAAAAAAUUAGAGUACUCAUGGAAAUGAGAGAAACAGCACCGAACCACCGAACCGAUCACCAGGUGGAGACUUGAAUUUUGAUCUAUGUCCUACCACAUCCGGCUUCCUGAAAGAACUUGAUGGUCACAUGACCCUGGACAUGGAUGCUGUCCUGUCGGAUUUUGUCCGUUCCACAGGAGCAGAGCCAGGGCUAGCCCGAGAUCUCCUGGAAGGAAAAAAUUGGGACGUGAGUGCCGCCCUCAGUGACUUUGAGCAGCUCCGUCAGGUCCAUGCUGGGAGCCUCCCCCCACCCUUUAGUGAAGGGAGCAGUGGCUCCCAGACCCCCGAAAAAGGCUGUUCUGAUAGGGAGUGUGCGCGCCCUUCCCGACCCAGCCUGCAGCGGCAAGAUGACAUCAUUCAAGAAAAACGCCUGUCUAGGGGCAUCUCCCACGCCAGCUCCAGCAUUGUCUCCCUAGCCCGGUCCCAGGUCUCCUCCAGUGGUGGGGGUGGGGGCAGCAGUGAGCACCCCCUGGAAAUGCCCAUCUGUGCCUUCCAGCUUCCGGAUCUCACUGUGUACAGCGAAGACUUCCGCAGCUUCAUAGAGAGAGACCUCAUUGAGCAGUCCAUGCUGGUUGCCUUGGAGCAGGCAGGGCGUUUGAAUUGGUGGGUUAGUGUGGACCCCACCUGUCAGAGACUUCUUCCUUUGGCAACUACUGGAGAUGGGAACUGCCUUCUGCACGCAGCUUCUCUUGGGAUGUGGGGCUUCCACGAUCGGGACUUGGCACUGAGGAAAUCCUUGUAUGCACUGAUGGAAAAGGGAGCGGAGAAGGAGGCAUUGAAAAGGCGCUGGAGGUGGCAGCAAACACAGCAGAACAAAGAGUCAGGGCUGGUGUACACAGAGGAAGAAUGGCAGAAGGAGUGGAACGAGCUGAUCAAGCUUGCCUCAAGUGAGCCGCGAAUGCACCUCGGUACCAAUGGAGCCAGUGGCGGAGGGGUGGAGAGCUCAGAGGAGCCUGUGUACGAGAGCCUAGAAGAGUUCCACGUCUUCGUCCUCGCUCAUGUGCUCAAGAGGCCGAUAGUCGUCGUGGCAGACACCAUGCUGAGGGACUCUGGCGGGGAAGCGUUUGCUCCUAUUCCCUUUGGGGGAAUCUAUCUGCCCUUGGAGGUCCCCAUCAGCCAGUGUCACCGAUCUCCUCUGGUGCUCGCCUAUGAUCAGGCCCACUUUUCUGCGCUUGUGUCCAUGGAGCAGAAGGAGAAUGCCAAGGAACAAGCUGUGAUCCCACUCACAGACUCAGAGCAUAAGCUGCUGCCCUUGCACUUUGCAGUGGAUCCAGGCAAGGGCUGGGAGUGGGGCAAAGAUGACAAUGACAAUGUCCGAUUGGCCAGUGUAAUUCUGUCCCUGGAGGUCAAAUUGCAUCUGCUGCAUAGCUACAUGAAUGUGAAGUGGAUUCCACUGUCCUCUGAUGCACAGGCUCCUCUGGCGCAACCUGAGUCCCCCACAGCAUCAGCUGGAGAUGAGCCUCGGUCUACGCCUGAGUCUGGGGAGUCAGACAAGGAGUCAGUUGGCAGCAGUUCUGCCAGCAAUGAGGGCAGCAAGCGGAAAGAGAAGUCCAAGCGAGAUCGGGAGAAGGACAAGAAGAGAGCAGAUUCCGUGGCUAACAAACUCGGAAGUUUUGGCAAAACCUUGGGCAGCAAGCUCAAAAGGAACAUGGGAGGCCUGAUGCACAGCAAAGGCUCCAAGCCCGGAGGGGCGGGGGCCGGGUCAGGGGUGAACAGUGGCACUGAGACACUGGAGAAAAAGAAGAAAAAUUCACUGAAGAGCUGGAAGGGUGGCAAGGAAGAGGCAGGCGGGGAUGGGCCUGUGUCUGAGAAGCCCGCGUCCGAGUCUGUUUGUAAUGGAGGCAGCAAGUAUAGCCAGGAAGUGAUGCAAAGCCUGAGCAUCAUGAGGAUCACAAUGCAAGGGGAGGGGAAGUUUAUUUUUGUUGGGACGCUGAAGAUGGGUCACCGACACCAGUAUCAGGAGGAGAUGAUCCAACGGUACCUUGCUGAUGCUGAGGAGAGAUUCCUGGCAGAGCAGAAGCAGAAGGAGGCAGAGAGGAAGAUCAUUAAUGGAGGGUUAGGGAGUGGGCCUCCCCCAGCCAAAAAGCCAGAGCCAGAUGGUGGGCAGGAGCAGCUGACUGUGGCCCCUGGAGAGUCCAGGGCAGUGGCCUUCUCAGCUGGCUACCCUGGAGGUUUUACUGUCCCUCGGCCCUCUGGGGGUGGAGUCCACUGCCAGGAACCCAGGAGGCAGCUGGCAGGGGGCCCGUGUGUGGGGGGGCUACCACCAUACGCCACCUUCCCCAGGCAGUGCCCUCCUGGGCGACCUCACCCCCACCGGGACAGCGCCCCACCUCUGGAGCCAGGCGUUCACGCCAAGGAUGGAGUUCCCAGGGGCGCGGCGCUGCCACCCCACUUCCGCGUGGCUGAUUCCUAUAGUAACGGCUACAGGGAACCCCCUGAGCCAGACGGAUGGGCUGGAGGUUCCCGGGGGCUUCCCCCAACCCAGACCAAGUGCAAACAACCGAACUGCAGCUUCUAUGGACACCCUGAGACAAACAACUUCUGCUCUUGCUGUUACAGGGAAGAACUGAGGAGGCGGGAACGUGACCCUGGUGGGGAGCUGCUGGUGCACAGAUUCUGAAUGGUGGGACCUUUGAGGGCAAGGGGGCUAAACAAAGUUAAGCUUGACUCACUGGCUUGUUGAGGCCCAGCCCCAUGUUGGUGGGGCAAAUGCAUAAAUGUUUGUGCGAGCCUGGCUGGGAACUUUUAAGUGUGCGCGCUGGAGUGCUUGCCAGGCUGGUGAGAGCGCGUAGGGCUGGAUGGUGCCCAAGGGCUGCACUGCUCUGCAGAGCUUGAUGUGGUGGGACUCAGGAGACACGAGAGAGUGGGAGACGGUGAUUCCAUCUCGUAACGCCUUGGGUCCCGUCCUAGAACCUGAGGAAAGCAGUGGGGGAAGGUUUGGUGUGCGGGGUGGGAGGUGGAACAGGUAAAGGAGGUUCUCAGGUAGUUAAAGACAAGACAGACCGAAGUUCUCAGGUUCAAAAAACACGGUGAUGGAGUUGAGAGUGUGAUUGGACAGAUUCACUAUCGACUGUAGUAAGACCUAAUCAGGGUUGAGUAAAUUCUUCUGAAGGAUGUGGAAAGGCAAGGCAGUAUCGUGUGUGCUCUUGGGUACUUGUUAGGAAAAGGAAGUAGUUAAAAUCCCAGUUUAUGGAGAUGAGAAAGGUAGGAACUUCAAAGGGCAUUCUUUCCCUCUUAAGUUUUACUUCCUUCUGCAGUCAUCUGUCACCCACGCUAGUUGGAGAAGACGCAGCGGACAGCCCCUGUCUUUUCCUCAUCCUUUUUGAAGGGUGAGCUCAGCUAAAUUAAGGAGGGCAUGAUUUCUUUAAAAACACAUUUUAUUUUUAAAAAGUUUCCUCUGAGAAAAGAAGACAGCAGUGAGAAGAAGAGCUGUUUCCUUUGAGUUUUCUCCAGGUGAAUGGGUGCAGUGAUUGGUUUUUUAACUACUUAGCAGUAACCAUGCCCGAGUUUGAGUGUGCAGUACCUUGGGACAGGUUGGGGACGGACAGACAUUAGGCCUGACUGUUUGAAACCAAACCAAAAACCUACAUAAAGCACUACCAUCUUCUGCUGCUGUUUCUGUAGAAAGCAACUUAUUUUAUUGACUAAUUUUUUUAAGAAAAAGAAACAAAAAAAUCCCAACAAAAACAUUUUAAAAAAUUAUUAUUUUUUUUCCUAUUUAAAUGAUUCCUUCUCCUUCCUCUCUACGUUUGGAGAAUGAACUUUAACAUCCCGGCUUCUUUUGUUAAGCCAUAGUUGACCUUAAUCUGUGGUUAGUUUAUUAAAAUAAUAAAAUAAUAAUAAUAAUAAUAAUAAUAGUAGUAGUAAUAAAAUACUUUGUAAGAAAAGAUAUUUUUGAUAUUAGGAUUGAUGUUGAAAUAUAGACUGGGGGUUAGGGGAAUUUAUAAAAUGGUAGUUAAGAAAAAUAUAUUUUAGUGAACUAUAACCACAGAUCACAUAUUAUUCCUCAUGAGCUGAUCUGUCUGGAUUUCUCCUUCCCCGGUCUCAACCCUGUCUUCCAGAGGGUAGGGGUGGGGAUGUGGACACAGUAGGGGGAACCCCUUUGUGUUUUGCGCAAAGCACAAGUCUGGACAGCCUGUGCUCUGGCCAGAGCCGUUUCUAAGAGCUUUAAACCAGACAUAUCCUGGGCCAAUUUUUCUUUAUGUUUUUUUCUGGUGGAAAACACAACAAACUAUGCAAUUAUAUACACUCCAGGGUGCAUAUAAAGAAUGGGAAUAAGUGCACUUAAGUGUCCAGAAUGUUACUGGGGCUGUUUUUCUGUACUUGGGUUUCUGUGUUGAGGCGUGUACUAAUCACGGUCCCACAGAUGAAAUCCCCACAUCGGAUCUAGGGCGCACACGGUGUGAGUGUGAGUGUGAGGGUGGGUGUGGGCAGAGGCACUUACUCGCGUGUGUUCAUCUGCCCAGUCAGGAAAGUUUUCAUUUCAUCUUCCCCUUGGUAAAAGCAGCGAAGACCUUCUCACUGUGCAACUACUCAGUUUGAAAGGUUCUUUUCUCCUUAACAGACUUGAAAGUCAUUUAUUUUCCAAGUCUGCUGGUCUGCUGAUGUAAUCACUUCAUGUGGCUAUGAAUUCUUAGGCUUUUAUUUGACAGCAGUUUAGUUUUAGGGAAGCAGUUAGGCUCACAGGAGAUGUGUGUAUUUGUGGGCAGAGCUGGCAUCUGAGACAAGCACUCCCUUUAGGUGCAAAAUUUUAAAAGGGUGCUCAGUAAUCAAGAUCCUACUUGAAAAAAAAAUUCAGAACUUUAAAAAAUCAAUGUCAAAAAUCCGUGUUCAACACAUUAUCAAAAUUUUAAAGACAGGAUCUUACAGGUCCAGAUUAAGGUGUGGGAAGCAGUGGAUUGAGCAAGUACAGGGAUGCUUCCUGUCUUUAUUUACAUUUUUGAUGAGUUGUUCAUCAUGAGUUCUACAUUACUUUUUAUUUGUAAUGCAUAUAGCACCAAAAGAGUGGUUCUUGGGUUUUUAAGCAUCCCUCGUUUUGUACCCUAGGUGAAUGCCUUGUUCAUGUCACCCUGAUCAUUCCCAUUUCUGGGGUUCGAACCACACUGGUGAGACCACCUCGUGAGCCUCCACCCCUUUCCCUGCACUCAGACCACACCAUGGAUGUGCGCAGUUUGGUUUGCUCCCUCGGGACUUGGGGGCGGGCCUGGCCUGGACCAAGCAGAAGGCGACAGCGACGACCAGGGCUUUCCCAGAAAAGAAACCAAGGAGCGCGCUUGCUUCUCCCCUGGACGGCUGUUUGGACUUGAUCUGUUACUAGAUUCUACUUAACACUUCUAUUUUUAAAAACAGGACAAAUGAACAAGAACAGGAACUUUGUAUUGUGUUUGUUUUUAUUUAUAAAUUAUUGAAUCCCAAUCCCUUUGCCCUCCAAAGGAAAAAGAGAAAUUCAAGGGAGGGGAAAGGGAGUCCUAGGGUGAAUAUGAUUAAAAUAGGCUUUGGGCCUUAUACCUUUUUAUUAAUAAAUUAUUUUUUACUUGAGAAGGUAACUGUUAAGGCUUUGGAAAACAUUCUAAGGAUGAGGGACCUUGAGACAAUGUAUAUUUUAAAAAUAGGGACUAGUGAAGUUUGUUUUGCGUUGUUCUUUUGAGUAGGGUUUGGGUAGGAUGGGAAAUCAAGGUAGACAGGGAUCGCUUUGUGGUAUUUUGGGAAGAUGAGGAAUGGGAUCGGCAGCUCUCUGCAGGAGCAUGUUUAGGACAAUGGCGAAGAGGGUUACCUGGCGUGUACUCAGUAAAACCUUGCUGCUGGGCGAGGUGGUGCACACCUGUGAGACAGCACUGGGAAGGCUGAGGCAGAAGGAUCGCUGCCAAAUAGAAGGCCAGUGUGGGGUACAUAGGGGGUUCAAAGCCAGCUGGAACUACAGCGAAACCUUGUCUCAAAAAAGCACAGCAAACUUCCUUGGUCCAAGAGAGGUAUGUGAGGGAGGGGGGACUCUAUCCCUGGGGAAGUAUGACAUCUCUCAGGUUUAAAUUUAAGUGCACUUAGUUCCUUUAAUCCAGGGCACCUGAGGUACCUACUGAAGUUCUUAAUGGAAAGGGGAGAUUUUCAGGGUUCUUUUCCCCCCUUCUGUGACUGCUAUCCCUUCAUGCUAUAUUCUUUAUCCCAUCCCCAGUGGAGCAAAUAUACUACAGGGUAAGCCUUCAAAUCCUCUGCUGGUUUUAUUUAGGGCUACAAGAGUCAACUAUAAGUCUCACCUCAUGCUGAUAACGUGUGUGUGUGUGUGUGUGUGUGUGUGUGUGUGGUACCUGGGCUCGAACUCAGGACCUUGCCCAUGCCAGGUAGGUGCAGUGCCACAGAGCUAAAUCCCUGGAUGAUAGUUUUUUAAGGGAGUCUCCGAUGGGUGUGGUGGUACAUGCCUGUAAUUCCAGCACUUAGGAGGCUGAGGCAGGAUUGCCUUAAAUUUGAGUCAGUUUGAAGUGCGGUAGCAAGAGCCUGUCUCAAGAAAAGAAAAAAAAGGUUGAGACUAAGGAAUAGGGAUGGUGUUAAUCUCAGUGCUGUGCAGGGCAUUGGAAUGGACGUUCCCCUCCCCCCCCCAAAGAAAAGCUCACAGAGCAAUAAAACGAAAGUUGGCGAUUUUGUGCUGUAUCUCUGGGAAAUAGAAAGAAGGGAGUCGGUUCUCAAGGACUUGGGAGAACCUAACCUUUUACUGUUACUCCUUUCAACCACAUGCCCAAGGUUCCCGUCACAUUUUUUUCUUAAUAAAGGAACAUUUCAGAGAGACGAUGUCUCUGAGUUACUCUGA